AUGCUCACCGAUUCUCAGGGAAGCAUUUGGAAAGGAAGGCCGAUGACCACUACUACAAAGCGCGCCAAAAGGCCCAUGGAACUGUCCGUCCGCCUGGCCGGCUACAUCCUUAAGCAGAAGGCACGCGGCAGGAGCAAGUUUCCCCUGGUGACCAUGCUCGAGCCCCUCGAGAUGUGCAACCUGGCCUGCAUCGGAUGCGGUCGGAUCCGCGAGUACAAGUCGGUGCUGGACAAGAUGAUGCCUGUUGAUGAGGCCAUCAGCGCAGUAAAGGAGUCAGGAGCCCCCAUCGUGUCCAUCGCCGGCGGAGAGCCGACCAUACAUCCUCGAAUUCACGAAAUCAUCAACCCGGCUGGUGGAGGAAAAGUAGCGCCGUCAAAAUACCUGUGCUGGGUGGUGCACAUGGACGGUAUGGAGGAGAAACACGACGAGUCGGUGGCGCGUGCCGGAGUCUUCAACAAGGCGGUCGAAGCCAUCAGCGAAGCCCUGGACCGGGGGUACCGGGUGUGCACCAACACGACCGUAUUCAGGGGCAGCGACGUCGAGGACUUGACGGAGAUGUUCCGGAUGGUCAGCGACAUCGGCGUCGAGGGAUCGAUGAUUUCCCCGGGCUACGACUUCAUCGACGCUCCGGACCAGGAGAUAUUCCUGACUCGCCAGGAAUCGCACGAAUUGUUCAAGCAACUGCUCGACCCAGAAAAUUCGGAGGGAGCAAAGUUCUACAACAAUCCGCUCUACCUGAAUUUCCUGAAGGGAGACCGGGAGUACCAAUGCACGGCCUGGUCCAACCCGACCUACACGGUGAUGGGCUGGCGCAAGCCCUGCUACCCGCUGGCUGACGAACACGUGGAGCAUGUCUCCGAGCUGUUCGAGAAAGACUUGUGGCAGAACUACGGUGUGGGCAAAGAUCCGCGGUGCUCCAAUUGCAUGAUGCACUGCGGCUUCGAGUCGGCAACCAUUUUCAACGCGGUUCAGUCGCCUCGGGACUGGGCCACCUUGAUCAAAUCGGGGGCGGCCCACAAGGGCGGCAUCACGGCGGCCUAG
This is a messenger RNA of Geodia barretti, 1041 nucleotides long. NCBI's taxonomy places the organism in Eukaryota, Metazoa, Porifera, Demospongiae, Tetractinellida, Geodiidae. The record is from the annotation of a GenBank genome assembly.